Molecule: messenger RNA, 2277 nt
Organism: Ogataea angusta
Lineage: Eukaryota; Fungi; Ascomycota; Pichiomycetes; Pichiales; Pichiaceae
Exons: 1
Coding region: 1-2277 (758 amino acids)
Biological process (GO): mitotic DNA damage checkpoint signaling; protein phosphorylation
Cellular component (GO): nucleus; cytoplasm
Molecular function (GO): protein serine/threonine kinase activity; ATP binding
Source: RefSeq, a predicted model, not a curated record
AUGCCAUCAUCGUUGUCUGACAGCGACUCGUCAAGUUCUACUGGGUCGAAGACAAAUAAAUUUUUCAAGAAGCUGUCAAGUAAGACCUUCAAUAAGCACCAUGAACAGGAUGAUCACCUACCAAAGAAUAACGGUCAGGCCGAUCAUUCUAAGUCCAAGGACAAAUCGCAUAAUCUUUUGCGACAUUUAAAGCCGAGUCACUCACAUGUCGUGGAAGCUCCUCAACGACGUAGUUCAUCUGAGAGCUAUGGACCGAAGGGCAAAUUGGCGAAAUCGAAUACGAGUCUGGGCCAUUCUAUUAUAUCAAAGUCAAACAAGAAUAUGAAUGAUCUUUUGGGCACCUCCGGCAACGUUAUUGCUUCACCAAGAGAUGCAACAGUUCCCAGACCGACUGCUAAAUUGGGACUUCCAUCUGUGGAUGAAUAUAAACCAAACAAACCCCAGAAACUUGAGUACAAUCCUUUCGGAAUCAACAACAGUGGUCUUCAAUUUAGCACUUCGUCGUCUCAAUCGAAAAAGUCUCGCACCUUUGAUGCGGUUGAUGACGAUACAAAUGUGCUACCAUACCCUGUGGAUAUGCCCAAUGAUCACCUUCCUGAUGAAUUCAAAUUGGAACAUCAAGUUUUAUUUGAUGAGUAUCAGUUUCCGAAGGACGAGCCGGGCAAUAUAGGAACAGGAGCUUCCUCAUCAGUUAGAAAAAUCCAUAAAAUCAACAAGCCCAAAGAAGUGUAUGCAUUGAAGAAAUUUGUGUUAUUCAAGGGUGAAACACCUAGCGAGUUUUACCAGCGUGCUUCUAAAGAAUACAUCAUUCAUAGAAACCUCUUUAAUGGGCUCCAUAUCGUGAAAUGCUAUGCUCUUAUCAGAAUCCCUCAUCAGCAAAAUCUUACAAGAGGGUGGGGUUUUGUUCUUGAGCUGUGUAAAGCAGACCUUUUUACAGUCAUGACCUCCCCUAACUGGUCCCUCACGACACCCGCAGAGAAAUUGUGUCUGUUCAAACAAACGGCUUACGGAAUCAAGUAUAUGCAUGAAUGUGACAUUGUCCACCGAGAUAUCAAACCGGAGAACAUUUUGUUGACUGCUAACGGUUGUAUUAAACUCACAGAUUUUGGUGUUUCUGAUUAUGGACACCAGAUUCCUGGUGAUUUCAGCUCGGACAUCAAAUAUAGUACACAGCUAGUUGGUUCGCCUCCUUACCAACCUCCAGAGGUUGAAGCAUUGCACGAUGUACCUGUAUCCAAAAGAGCUCCUUAUAACCCUUUCAAGAUGGAUCAUUGGGGAUUAGGGUUGCUCCUCUUCGUUCUCUUCUAUGGUGGUACGCCGUUUGCAGAAAGCUCGAGGAAAACUUGUCCACAGUAUAGAGAUUACGAAAUCUCGUACUCUCAGCUGUGUUCCAAAAAUCCUUCCUUCAGAAAGAAUGAUUAUACCAAAUGCCCUGCUAUCGAGUCUCGAUUUGCCAAACGGUUUUCUGACCCAGGUGUUGCUAGAAUUGCUUGGCGUCUAGCAGACCCUCAAGCAGCCACCAGAUACACUCUUUAUGACCUUUUCAAUGAUCCAACCUUCCAACAAGCUGAAAUGUGCAUUGAUGAAAAUGAAUAUGAAUGCAAUUUUUUCCAUCACCCAGACUCGAACUUCAAAGGCAAGUUCGAGUACGGCCACAAUAGCUCUUCGGCAUCCUCCCUUGAUUCGUCACAUUCUGUCUCCCAUUCAACCGCAUUGGUUCCCAAAAGUUCUUCCAAUAUGAGCUCCCUGGCUUCUGCUAGGUCCAGAGCGUCAACUAUUCAAUCGGUGGCUCAUACCUCGAGUAUGCUUGAUGUAGGCAAGCCCAAAAAACCUGUCUCAUCCAUGGUGGAUAUAGCUGUGGCUAAUGGAAUGCCAAAACACGAGGACUUCGAAGAACGAAAGCAAAAUUCAUCUUGUACAUCUUUGAGUUCUCCUGAAUCUCCUUUAACCAUCUCUGUUCAUUCAAAGUACGAUGGAGAAAAGCCAAAUAUUGGCGCACUUUCACUUAAUGAUCCAGCAAACGCGCAGGAUGAGAAGUUUGAUGGUAGCGAUGAUAGCCAACAAGAAGCUACCCCUCAAACAGAAAAUUCACCAGGUCUGAAGUCUACAGGAAUGUCCAGAGCAGCGUCCGUGGUGACUCUUGAUUCUCUGUGUACCAUAGAUGGGCCACAUCCAAUCAAACUUCAAGAUAACGAAAUUUUCAAGGUUAUACCUUCUGAGGUGAUAUGCAAAUGCGGAGGGACCAAAAAAAACCAUAAUCAUUUCCAUAACAAAUAG